CACCCCCUCCGGUGCCGAGCGCGCCGUGCCAGCCCCGCCGGGAGGAAAUGGGAAGCCAGUGAGCGGAUCCGUGCCGGUGCCGGCGCCCGCGAUGACCCUGGUGCUGCCCAUGCAGCGGCUGGGCCGCCCCAUCGCCGCCGAGGGAGCCGCCGACCUCGCCGCCUACCGCGCCCUCUGGGAGCCGCCCUGCUGCGGCCGCCCCGGCCCCGCCGCCCCCCCGGCCGCGGCCCCAGCCCCGGCGGCCCCCGGGCCCCCAGCCGCAGGAUCACAUUACAGGGGAAUUUCAAAUCCUGUAACAACAUCCAAGAUCACAUACUUUAAAAGGAAAUAUGUGGAAGAAGAGGAUUUUCAUCCACCACUCAGCAGCUGUACACAUAAAACAAUCUCCGUGUUUGAGGAGCGGGCCCAUAUACUUUACAUGUCUUUGGAAAAGCUGAAAUUCAUUGACGAUCCUGAAGUCUACCUGCGGAGAUCCGUCCUCAUCAACAACCUAAUGAAGAGAAUUCACGGAGAGAUCAUCAUGCAGAACAACUGGUGCUUCUCCGCCUGCUCCUUCAGUGGCGCCUCACCACAAGAGUGGUUUGUGCCUCAGGACUGCCCAUACAGAAAACGCCUUCGGAUGGCAAAGGAGGAGUAUGAGAAGCUCCACAUGUGCUGCUUCUAUCAAGAAUGUGGCAGUCACUAUUUAAAUCUACCCUACUCUGUUAAUGCUGGUACAGAAAAUACUUCCUCCUCCUCUUCCUCCUCCUCCUCUUCCUCCUCUUCCCCCCCCAUUUCUUUGCCAAGCUGUUCCCAGCAGGUGGAUUAUGAUGUUGGCAGUGCACCUUCUUACAGAAGUGAUGACCAGAUACCUGCUAAUGAAAUAUUCAUCACUAAUGGCAGGUCUCACAGUAAUCAGGAAAAGGCAAAGUUUAAUGACGAGAAAGGAGGUAAUGAACCUGAGCAGGAGAGUGUUGCCCUAAACUGUGAACCUGUAAGAGGCACCCAAGCUCUCGAAUGUAGAGGCAAAUUUUAUGACUAUUUUGAGACUGGAUGUAAUGACAAGAGCAACGUAAGUGAAUCUUGGAAAAAAUCCUUAAGGAAAAAGGAAUCUUUACCAAGUAAUAAAAUGUGCUGCAACAAAGGAAGUAAAAUAUGAGGCAUCUUUCUUGCUCUGUUGAAGCAUGCACAGCACGUUCUUUCUCUAUCAAAUUUUUAUUUUGAAUGGGUUUUUUAUAAUUUUCUACAAAUGGUACAAUCAUGCCACAAACAUGGCGUGUAGUUCUGUGACUGGAGAGCAGAUUGCGUAAAGAUAUUCUGUGAUCUGCAUCAGCGGGCUAUUUAUAAAUACGGUGACUUCAUAAAGGACGCAGUUGCGUUACUGCUGAGUCUGGUGUAGCUAUGGUGUAGCUUUCAUUACUGAAAAUGCCAAUCAGCCAGAUGGGGAAAACAUACCGUUUCAUAUAUCCCCGCCCCCAAGAAGUCUGCCAUUAAUUAAGAAGAACCUCCAUUAUGUUUACCAAGGAAUUAGAAGUCUGGUAAACAAAUUGAUGCUACCAGCAAGGAUGAUGUGCUCCUUGUAACUCGGUGUUCAUUCUGACAAAGGACUGUCUUCAUGGACUAGGAAUAAACCGUCCUUAUGUUUUGUACUGAUCCUCUUGAA
Molecule: messenger RNA, 1642 nt
Organism: Empidonax traillii (willow flycatcher)
Lineage: Eukaryota; Metazoa; Chordata; Aves; Passeriformes; Tyrannidae
Gene: SERTAD4
Product: SERTA domain containing 4
Exons: 4
Coding region: 92-1138 (348 amino acids)
Cellular component (GO): nucleus
Source: RefSeq, a predicted model, not a curated record